UCUCGCUUACCUGCUACCCCGACGCGGCCCGGGGAGCUCCUGAGACACUCCCGGGACCGCUCACCCCUCAAAUCCACAGCCAUGAGCAAGUUGGGCAAGUUCUUUAAAGGGGGAGGCUCUUCUAAAAGCCGAGCUGCUCCAAGCCCCCAGGAGGCCCUGGCCCGACUUCGGGAGACCGAAGAGAUGCUGAGCAAGAAACAAGAGUACCUGGAAAAUCGAAUCCAGAGGGAACUCACCCUGGCCAAGAAGCACGGCACGCAGAAUAAGCGAGCUGCAUUGCAGGCACUAAAGAGAAAGAAGAGGUUUGAGAAGCAGCUCACUCAGAUUGAUGGCACACUUUCCACGAUUGAGUUCCAGAGAGAAGCCCUGGAAAAUUCACACACCAACACUGAGGUGUUAAGAAACAUGGGCUUUGCGGCAAAAGCGAUGAAAGCGGUUCAUGAAAACAUGGAUCUGAACAAAAUAGAUGAUUUGAUGCAAGAGAUCACAGAGCAGCAGGAUAUUGCCCAAGAAAUCUCAGAGGCCUUUUCUCAGCGGGUUGGAUUUGGUGAUGACUUUGAUGAGGAUGAGUUGAUGGCAGAACUUGAAGAAUUGGAGCAGGAAGAAUUAAAUAAGAAGAUGACAAAUAUCCGGCUUCCAAAUGUGCCUUCUUCCUCCCUCCCAGCACAGCCGGAUAGAAUGCCAGGGAGAAUGUCAGGCGCGUCCUCCGCUGCACAUCGAUCCCGAGCAGCGUCUUCCAGGAGGGCAGAAGAGGAUGAUGAUAUCAAACAAUUGGCAGCUUGGGCUACUUAAACUAAAAUGGAAUUCGUUGACACCCAAAUCAGUGAGCUGUACAUAAGACAUAAAAAAAUGUUUUUGCCAUGUUCAGAAGUUAACAAAGACCCUGUUUUAUAUUUGCACUGGAUGAGUAAUUGUCUUUUAAGCCUUAUAAAUAAAAGUUAUAAAGAAUCAUGUGUAGACAUCCAGUCAGGGAUGGAAAGGGACUUUCUGCUAGCAUCUUGGAGGAUCUCCCCAUGCUGAUGGGAUGGGGCAUUCUAUCUUGUUACAUGCUACUGUAUUUCCAGUCCCGGCACAUAGUAGUGCUCUCUAUACAUUUGUUGAAAGAAAAUGGAUUUCUAUUAACAUAUAAAACAUGUAACAGUUUAUAAGCCAUGUAAAAGGGUUGUGUUGAUAGCUAGAGAAAAUAACUUUCUUUUCUAAGUGAAUGCAAGUUGGUUGUGUGUAUCUGUUGGAACAUAUCUAUCCCAUGGUAAAUGCAAAUAUACCAUGUCUCUUGUAGGAGACACUUCAUUUAGGGAAGUCUUGUGUGAGUCUAUACACAAGUAGUUGCACUUGAGUUUUGCAGUUUAAAAUCUUACAGGAGCUUUAAUUGACAUUUAUUAUGGCAAUGAAGCUUGGAAUGGGGCAAUGGAUGCAUUUCCCAAAAUGUUUGAGAGCACUAACAGCUUACACUGCUGAGCGAGGAUCUCCUGGGUAUAAUUUAGCUACUUAGGAAGCCAUGUUAACACUCCCAGGCCAUCAUGAUGCUGUUGUGGCUUCAGCGUGCUGAAUGUGUGAAUGUUCAUGUUUUUUCUAUUCUGUGCUUUCUUGUACAUUUAGUUACCCUUUAUGGCAUAUUCCUUGUAAAUACAUAAAAAUAGAGGCAAUUAAAAGUAUAUCAUGAAUAAAAUUUUGGUCAUAAUUAUUUUUAAGUGAAAAUAAAUGACAAAAUUAUGUAUUGCCCAUAAUAUGUCAUGGACCAUAAAAAUGACAAAUGUCAUCAUAUAAAAUGUUCUAGUAUUCCCUACAUCUGCUGGGCUACAUACUGGAAUGGAUAGAACACGACAGCUGGGGGUAAGAGUCCUGGAUCCCAGCCCCUGCUCUGCUGCUAAUGCAGUAUGAUCAGCCAUGUCAUAAACUCUGAGCCUCUGUUUCUUCAUUGGGAACUCUAAGGGUUGGACUUGAUCUCUAAUGGGUCCAUCCUGCCACAGGCCUUUUGCAUAUGCUGUUCUUAGCAGUCUUCCCAUUGUCCACACACACAUACCAAAACUUAUUCCUUAAAUCUUAGUUAAAAUGUUCUUUAUUUUUGGGAAGCUUUUCUUGAUUGCACCGAUGAAAUCAAGUCUCCCUAUUACAUGCUUUCACAGUACUCUGCUCUCUCUCUAAUCACCUAUCAGGGUUUAUAUUGCUUGAAUGCUUACUUGUUUUUGUUCUUCCCUUCAUGCCCCAUGAGGGCAUGAACUGUGCCUCUUCCAGUUCGAUAGUGCAUCCCAGGACUCUGCACAGUUCCUAAUAUACAGUAGGUAUUCAAUAAAUAUUUACUGAAUGAAUGACUAUGAACUUUUUACAUCUUUUGGGCCAUGAUAGAAAUCCAGGAACUGGAUUUACUUCCCACUCUCAAAGAACUAGACAACUGGACAAAAUACACGAAACAAUAGUUUACAGACAUUGGACAACAGGCAGCACUAGACUGAGAUUCCUGAGAGGGAGACAAAUGACAAAUGAAGUGAGCACUUCUGGUGCCACCCCCCCACCUGCGAACCUCUGCUUGCUGCCUUUGCAGGGAUAGCUUGGUGGUCUUCCUGAGUAGAGGAAAUUUGUGGGGAAGGUAACUGCACGUGUAUGUGCGUGCGCACGCGUGGACACACACACACACACACACACAGUUUAAUAAACCGUGGUCCUGUCGUCAUGUGUAUUUCUCGCCAUGAGCUCUAUCCCAAGCUCCAGUCAAGUACAAGUUAGAGGUUUCCUCUGGUUUUCCUGCCAUCCCUUCAGUAUCAACAUCUUUGUGUUACAGCCUACUUUCUUUGAUAUUAGUAUAGCCACUCCAGGU
This is a messenger RNA of Callorhinus ursinus (northern fur seal), 2815 nucleotides long. RefSeq names its product charged multivesicular body protein 4C (gene CHMP4C). NCBI's taxonomy places the organism in Eukaryota, Metazoa, Chordata, Mammalia, Carnivora, Otariidae. Gene Ontology annotation, biological process: late endosome to vacuole transport via multivesicular body sorting pathway; vesicle budding from membrane. Gene Ontology annotation, cellular component: ESCRT III complex; multivesicular body; cytoplasmic side of plasma membrane. The record is from RefSeq and is a predicted model, not a curated record.